Molecule: messenger RNA, 1466 nt
Organism: Trifolium pratense (red clover)
Lineage: Eukaryota; Viridiplantae; Streptophyta; Magnoliopsida; Fabales; Fabaceae
Product: purine permease 1-like
Exons: 2
Coding region: 37-1119 (360 amino acids)
Cellular component (GO): membrane
Molecular function (GO): purine nucleoside transmembrane transporter activity
Source: RefSeq, a predicted model, not a curated record
CACAAAAAUAUCUAACAAAUAAUUAAUCAAUCAACCAUGGUCCAUGUAGAAACAAUAACCAAAGAAGAACAAAGCAAUAAAAGAAGCAUGAAGAAACUCCUUCUAAUACUAAACUCAGUCCUCUUAGCCAUAGGAACAUGCGGCGGACCACUAGUAAUGCGUCUAUACUUCAUCCACGGCGGUAAACGUGUAUGGCUCUCAAGCUUCCUUGAAACAUCUGCCUUCCCAAUCAUUCUCAUUCCCAUAACCAUUUCUUACAUCCACAACGGUUACCGUUACAGUAACAAUAAUAACCGCUUUGUCUCGAUGAAAUUACCUAUAUUUUGCGCCUCAGCUCUCAUUGGAAUCUUAACUGGUCUUGAUGAUUACCUUUAUGCCUGUGGUAUAAAGCGUCUACCGGUUUCAACUUCAUCGUUAAUUCAAUCCUCACACUUAGCAUUCACAGCUGUUUUUGCUUUUAUUCUUGUGAAGCAUAAGUUCACAGAGUAUUCGGUUAACUCAAUUGUUUUGUUGACGCUCGGAAGUGUUGUUUUGGCUUUGAAUUCCAAAGGUGGCGAUCGACUUGUUGGUGAAUCGACUAAGGAGUAUAUUAUUGGUUUUGUUAUGAUACUUGCUUCUGCUGCUUUGUAUGGAUUUGUUUUGCCUUUGUUGGAGCUAGUUUACAAGAAGAGUAAACAAGUGAUUACUUAUUCUCUAGUUAUGGAAAUUCAGUUUGUUAUGUGCUUCUUUGCUACUUUGUUUUGCCUUGUUGGGAUGUUUAUAGACAAUGAUUUUAAGGUUAUUCCAAGGGAAGCAAGGGAUUUUAAACUAGGAGAAACAAAGUACUAUAUUGUGUUAGUGUGGAGUGCUAUAAUGUGGCAAUUUUUCUUCUUAGGAGCUAUUGGUGUUAUCUUUUGUUCCUCAUCUUUGUUGUCUGGCAUUAUAAUUGCUGCAUUUCUUCCCGUAACUGAAAUCUUAGCUGUUAUUGUCUAUAAAGAGAAAUUUCAAGCUGAGAAAGGGAUUGCUUUGGUGCUAUCUCUUUGGGGCUUUGUGUCUUACUUUUAUGAUGAGAUUAAAGAAGCAAGAAAAACAAAAAAUAGAGAAACGGAACUUCCUCAAAGUCUUCAUUCCAACACAUGAUUGCAUGUAUGAUGUAACAUUGGUUUCACUAUCUAGUCCUACUUUUGAAUAGUCAAUAUUGUAGGCUAUAUUUGUCCCACCAGCUUGAGGAUCACUACAAAAAGUUUUUUUUUUUUUUUUUCAUAAUAAAAAUUUAGGGUGAAGGGAUAAUGUCUCGGUCUAUGUCAGAGAAAAUCUUAAGGUUGAAAAAGUCCGGAGCACUAGAGGUGCUUGAAUUGGAGCCUUUCGAAUCAAGACCUGUCUUUUUACUACUAGAACAAACUCUUGAAAUUAAUUGUAAAAAUGAGUGACUCUAUGUCUUGGAAAACGAAUUAUGGACUUUACAAGGUGAGACUAAGUUACUUGAA